Molecule: messenger RNA, 1914 nt
Organism: Aspergillus bombycis
Lineage: Eukaryota; Fungi; Ascomycota; Eurotiomycetes; Eurotiales; Aspergillaceae
Gene: pbs2
Product: mitogen-activated protein kinase kinase PBS2
Exons: 2
Coding region: 1-1914 (637 amino acids)
Biological process (GO): protein phosphorylation; MAPK cascade; cellular hyperosmotic response
Molecular function (GO): ATP binding; MAP kinase kinase activity
Source: RefSeq, a predicted model, not a curated record
AUGGCAUCCGAAAUCGACCCUGUAGCGGGGGUUUCACCUUCGAGGGACUUAGACAACACGUCCGAUACCACCGACGAUGACCUCUCCCCUUCCGUGACCACUCCCCCCGCGUCAGUGCCCUCUUUACGCCCGACCGAUAAAAUUCCCGGCAUUACCGCAUCGUCAACACACCUGGGCCAAAUUAGUGCGGCUCGAAGAGGUGCGGGAACACCUCAGCGUCCGCAGGCCUCCAUGAGUGGUGCGUCUCAAGGGGGCUUAAACCAGGAUAUUUUGGCGAAAAUGAAGGCUUUCUCUCUUUCUCGACAAGGCGCACCCCCAACCCUGCCCCAUGCGGCUUCGACCGGAACCGUACCCAAAACUCCCCGCCCAGGUGUGUCCCCAGCCGGUUUGUCGAGCCCAGGGGGACAGUCUCCCCCAGUUGUUAAUGGUCCUUUGGCGGGAGCUCUCGCCGGUCGACUUCCCCCGGUUGCUCGCCCGAAUACCAAAAACUGGAUAUCGUCUCCAUCGAUACCCGGCGCAUCACCAAGUCCUAAUACCGCGAAGCCGGGUGGUCUUGCUGCGAAACGGAUGAAGCCUGGGCUCAAGCUAUCCGAUGCCACCGGCACCAAUGGCACUGCUGGAACUCAGUCUCCUGCCAAUGGGACUGAAGGAACCGGUGAGACUGCGUUUAGUAAAUAUUCCGAGUUCAUUGACACUAAAUCGGGGACGCUGAACUUCAAAAACAAAGCAAUUCUGCAUGGCGGCGGAAUUGAGUUCUCAUCUGGGCACAAGUUCAGCAUUUCGCUGGACGAAGUUGAUCGUCUUGAUGAAUUGGGAAAGGGCAACUAUGGAACAGUAUACAAGGUUCGACAUAGUCGGCCGCAUAUGCGAAAACCCGGUAUGGGUUUGAGAGGGAUUGUCAGUCGUCCGACAGGGCCCGAAGCGUCUGCAUCCGACGGGGUCAAGGAUAAUCUUACUGGAGUCAUCAUGGCAAUGAAAGAGAUCCGCUUGGAGCUGGAUGAAACCAAGUUUGCUCAAAUUAUCAUGGAGUUGGAAAUUCUUCAUCGUUGUGUCUCGCCCUUCAUCAUCGAUUUCUACGGCGCCUUCUUCCAGGAGGGAGCAGUCUACAUCUGUGUUGAGUAUAUGGACGGUGGGUCGAUUGACAAGAUCUACAAGGAUGGCGUCCCGGAGAAUAUUCUCCGUAAAAUAGCCUUAUCUACUGUCAUGGGACUGAAAACACUCAAAGACGAUCACAACAUCAUUCAUCGCGACGUUAAACCCACGAAUAUUCUCAUCAACUCGCGAGGGCAGAUCAAGAUAUGUGAUUUUGGAGUCAGUGGAAAUCUCGUUGCCAGUAUUGCCAAGACAAACAUUGGCUGUCAGAGCUAUAUGGCUCCAGAGCGAAUCGCUGGCGGUGGUGUCCAGCAAUCCGGAACAAGCGGUGGCGGGACCUAUAGUGUUCAAAGUGACAUCUGGAGUUUAGGAUUGACCAUCAUUGAAUGUGCCAUUGGCCGAUAUCCAUACCCCCCUGAGACCUUUAACAAUAUCUUCAGUCAACUGCACGCUAUUGUUCACGGGGAACCGCCAACACUUCCGGACUCCGGAUAUUCUGACGAAGCGCAUUCCUUUGUCCGUGCUUGUCUAGACAAAAAUCCCAAGAAUCGUCCUUCGUACAGUAUGUUACUCCGACACCCCUGGAUUGCGCCCCUUAUGCGCCCACCAGAGGAGUCGAAUGGUGAUGAUACGGCUGGAGUUACCCAUUCCUCUGUCACUGAAGAUAAGGAGGUCGCGGACUGGGUUAAAGAGAUGUUGGAGCGUCGCAAAAAUGGCCUCCUGAAUGAUUCCAAUAAGCCAGCACUACAUACGGUCGCCUUGGAUGCUGUUCCGGGCAGUCCUCUUCUUGAUGAUCCUUCAUCAAUUUCCGUACAGCCUUGA